Messenger RNA from Corylus avellana, 1134 nucleotides. NCBI's taxonomy places the organism in Eukaryota, Viridiplantae, Streptophyta, Magnoliopsida, Fagales, Betulaceae. The record is from RefSeq and is a predicted model, not a curated record.
AAGAAAGUCAAUAACAAGAUAAACAGAAACCUUUUCUUUCUUUAUAUAGAUUAUAACCAAUCAUUCUUUUCUGAAGACAUUGUGGUCUGUGUCUUUCUCAGUGUGUUGCUUUGUGUUGUGUGUCUUGUUUCUUCUCACAGAUCAGGAAGAAGACAUGGCCAUCACUCUUGAGGAUCUGAGGGGCGACUCUCCUGCCAUAUGCGAGGGCUUCAAUAAAAUCAAAGAGGAGGUGAUCAGAGCUGUGGGUGAGGAUCAAAACAAGGUAGACCGGCUGCUAACCCAGAGGAUCUUGAUGGGCUUGAAUAAAUUCUACAAGAAAAAGAGAAAGCAGCAGUACCUGGAGAAGCUGCCUUUGGAGAAGAAGUCACUGGAGUUUGAUUUGCAUAGUCUCUCACUCAAUUGGAAACUCAAGAGGCAGAGAAACAAGCCUUUGGAGAAGAAGCCAUUGGAGUUGGCAACCAAAAACUCUGGAAACAUCAACAAGAAUCAAGAAAAGCAAGAAGAAGAAGAAGAAGAAGAAGAAGAAGAAGAGAAGUCCAGGAAAUCUAAGAAGCAGAGGAAGAACCCAACAAAGAUCAAGCAAGAGGUUCCAGACCGACCACCUUGCAUGCCAGCCGAGUUCAAGGAAAAAAUCAUGGGACUGCAGGGUUCGGACAUCAAGUUCGUCAUUCAAAAAAAAUUGACCAUCACUGAUAUGAAGGCUUCUCAGAACCGGCUCUCGGUUCCAAGGGACCCAAAGAGGGAUGACUUUCUAAGGAGUGAGGAACAACUCAGUCUACAGGAAAAAGAAGCAGAUGGGAUACAUUUCAAAGGCAAGAAAGUGCAAUUGAUAGAGCCAGGCCUUCAGCUGUCGACCAUCAUCUUGAAGAAGUGGAAAUUGGGUAGCAGAAACUGCUACGUAUUGAGCAACACUUGGAUGGAUGUUGCAAAGAGAAACAGACUCAAGCCAGGCAAUACCAUACAACUUUGGUCCCUCAGAGUCAACCAAGAGCUCCACUUGGCCCUCAUUAAGCUAGAUAAUUAAUUAUGUGCUUUUUUUUUUUUUUUUUUUUUUUCUUUGGGAUUGUUGUAAAAGUAUAAUCAUUGAAACUUAAUUAGGUUUCUGUAUCGUUGAUUGUGUUGUUCUGUUUAAUU